UUAACUCCUGGAUGCAUCAAUUUAUCUCUGGCAUGGUUUCAACAGGGGCAUGAGUCAGAUCCAGAGGUAUCUGCAUCAUUGAAGGGGGCAUCCUCUGAGAAGAUCCUCAAAGCCAUUGUGAGGCCAGCAGCCAUUGCAACAGCAGCACUCAGGGUGAUGCAUCCUGAGCAGUACUGGGCAGGUUUCCUCAGAGAAAAGGCACAAAGCAAGGAACUGCCAAAGAUGUCAGAGACUCUCCAGUACUGGGCAUCCAUGUUUAACAGCCUGUCUGUUGUUUCCAAUUGGGAAACCCCCAAUCAUCAAGACCAUUUAUCUAUUCCUGAAUGCUUCGAUAUUCUCACUACUGUGGGGAAUUAUUCUAAUGCUUGGAUGAGUAUGCCAAGCCUUCAGCUGGAGUUCAGGUACAAUCUGGGUUGUAUGAUUGCAUUUUCUGGAAGGAUUGUGAGACAUGGGGUUCAUGCAGUGGAAGGGGAUUGGAUUGCUUGGGCAUGGUAUAUGAGGGAUUCUGUUCAUAUUUAUGCUGGGGUUCUGUCAUGUGGAUGGGCUAGGGUGGAUUACAAACAGUGA
Molecule: messenger RNA, 567 nt
Organism: Suillus subaureus
Lineage: Eukaryota; Fungi; Basidiomycota; Agaricomycetes; Boletales; Suillaceae
Exons: 3
Source: RefSeq, a predicted model, not a curated record